AUGCAGUUUAGUUGGUUUCAUAAAAUCACACGCUGUUUGUCGUCGUCGGAAGACGGUCAUCAAGAUGAUCACAUAAACAUCAAUCAUCAAAUUCAAAUAACCAAUGCAUCCACUCAUUGCGCACAUACCUCUAACAAAGACCACUCCGAUGCAAGUACCAACAAUGAUAUUGUAGAAAUUGCUCAAGAACCAACAUCCCAUCCACAGCAAACACCAACCGUUCGAAAAAAUAUAACUUUUCACGAUGCAUUCAAUCAAUUUGGCUACGUUCAUUAUUCCCAAGUUUUGGAGAAAAUAGACAAUGAAAAGGAGAGCUCUUAUGUGUUUAAAGUUUGUGACUCUAAGAAAUACGGAAAGGAUAUUGCAUUGAGAUUAGUAUAUUUAGGCAAUGAUAACUCUGUUGGAGAAGCUCUAAAAGAAGCAACGGUUUUUGUUUCUCUGUCGAAGAAAGCGCCACAUGUUGUUCAAGUUCAUGACGCAUACGCUGUUGAUAACAUGAACGUAGUAUGCAUGGAAAUGGAAUUAAUGCAAGGGAAUGCAACUGAGGUAUUGAUUGAAAAAAAAGUUUCUCUAACCGAGCGAAUGAUAAUUCAGGUUGCAAUGCAGAUUUGUGAAGCAGUGAAAUACCUGGAGGAGAAGAAAACUAUUGCACGGAAUAGAAUACUUCAUACCAAUGAUAUUAUGAUCAAGGAAUUGAACCUUGCUAAUGAAAGUAUACAUAUCGCGCUUUCAAUUUACUCCAUGUUACACCGUUGUCACCGAAACAGUUUAUUCAUGCCUCCUGAGUUAUUAGAUACAAAAAAUUCUACUGAACCGAAAGACUCGAGCUCCAUCGUUUUUUCGCUCGGCGUAGUGCUGUAUCAACUCAUGACGUUUAACACAAGCACAUCAAUACCAACUUUAUGUACAGAAGAGGUGGACAUGUAUGAAUUUUUGAGCAAGAAAAUGCACGGAUUAAAUUUCUCAAAGCAAUUUAUUGAGCUCGUUUCGACAAUGGUACGAUUGAGACCUGAACAAAGAAUCUCUAUCGCCAAAUUGGAAAAAGAAUUGAAGUUUUUACAACACCAAAGUGAAACCAUUGGUGCAUACAACAAACAUCUUCUCGCAGAACAUCUAAUGUUGAAUGAACGAUACAAGGUUACAACAUUAUUGAGAUAUUAUGAAUUCAAGUGCUCAGCCAUCGAUAUAGAGUCUAAUGACGAAGUGGUGCUUUGUUUUUCCAAGCUAUUGGAUCCAUUUUGUCACUACGAGCUUCAAACCACUCUUCUCUCCAUUAACCAUGAAAAUAUUAUUUCAAUCAAAGAUACGUUUGUUUGGAUGGACGGUCAAGUACUGGUCACUGUGACUUCAAUGUAUCAACAAGAUCUCUUUUCAACAUUAAUACGAAAGAAAAUUCAAGUACCUGAGAGGUUGGCCAUUUCUAUUCUACAUCAAAUAGUUUCUGCACUCACUUUCAUGCUCAAAUUUCACAAUAUCUUGUAUGAAAACAUCUCACCACAUCAAGUAGUGGUACUGUAUUGGGAUGAAGCAACAAAAAGCUCAAUUAAGGUUGCCUUGCAGCCAUACACAUUGAUAACAAAACCGUUCUUGAAACACCAGCGUAAAAUGGUCAUGUCAUUAGGGCAUAUCAUGUACCAAUUACUUGGCCAAAAUUUUCCAACAGGAGCAUAUUGGCAUGAAGAACAUACAGAUUUAAUAGAAAGGCUCUAUUGUGGAGAACACUUUGCAAAGGUAAUAUUAUCCAUGCUGAAACCUAACACUAAUGAAAGAAUCUCUUUAGAAGAUUUGCAUGUUGGUCUGGAAAUAAUGAACGAUUUUAUGGAAAGCACAUCAGCAAUCCAGGAAACAACGACUAGCAACAAGGAACAAGAUGUCAUGGAACCCGUAUCAACCAUCUCAAUUAAUCUUCAGCAAAAUGAGGAGAAUGUUAGUACAGGCACCAAGGGCACGGCUCCAACCAAAACAUCAGCUAUUGUCCAAAACGAAAACGAUGAUGACGUGAUUCUAAACUUUAUGAAAGAGAGUUAUGAAUGUAUUUGCAAUUUCCAUCCACAUUAUAGGAACGUGUAUCGUGCUGUGAACAAAACUACCAAACAUGAAAGCCUCUUAAAGCUUUUCAAAAUAGAUUGCGCUCAAGACAUGGAUAACUUACUGAACAUGGCAUCUAUUUCAAAAAUAUCACAUCCAAAUAUCAUACACGUUGAAAAGAUAUUUGCUCCAGGGGUUACAUCUUCCGUGUGCAUUGAAAUGGAGUUAUUACCAGGAAGUUUGCAUUCGGAAUUUAUUGAAAAACAAGUUGCCUUAACAGACACCAUGAUCAGACAAACUAUUGCUCAAUGUUGCGAAGCUUUGAUAUUUCUAAAGAAGACCUAUAAUCUCUCUCAUGGAAAUUUGAAACCUCAAAAUAUUUUAAUAAGACGUUGUGACGUAAAUGCUUCAAGUAUCCAGGUUGUUUUGACAGAUAUUGGAUUAAGACAGGCAGAAGUCAACCACCGAUAUCAAGCCCCUGAAAUUACCAAAACAUCUCCAUCAUCACUUGAAGCUGACAUGUUUUCGUUAGGUGCUAGUCUUGCUUUAACCCUUCUCCCCAACGCUGUAUGGUCGGACCUAUCUCAAGAAAUGGAUCUCACAGAUUUCAUGGUCAAGAAUAGCUCAACUCGAUUCUGUAGAAGUACCAUCGAACUCAUUACCUCCAUGUUAAAAUUGGAUCCUUCACAACGCAUUAGCCCAUUUCAGCUUUUGGAACGACUAGGUCCAAACACCCAAGAUGGCACAAUGAAAAAAAUCUUUCAUCACUCCAAACAACAUGAGAUUCCUGUUGUUGUUCGCAUUUAUUGUGAUGGAGAUGAAAGAUCAAUUGAAAUUUCUUCGGAUACAUCAUUCCACGAUCUCGCUAACCAAUUUUUCAUAGCGUUUAACAUUACCAAUUUGAAAUUCUCGGAUUUUAGAAUUCAGUAUCAUGAUCACACCGUUGAAGAAGAUGUUUCAAUUUUAUCGGAUGAAGGAGUACGAUUGUUUUUGGAGCAAUUUUCAGAGAAAGGAGUCAAAUUCCUCCAGGUCCAAGUAUUGAAGAACACUACAAUGCAACAGUUAAUUGAAGUGUACGUUUUGCUAAACAAAGAACAAAAAUUGGUGAACGUAUCUUCGGAAAUAUCAUACGUGCAACUUGUGGACAAAACCUUCAUUGCAUUCGAUAUAGUGAAGUUGCACCAUUCCAGUUUCAGACUCCAAUAUUUUGAUACAACAGUUCAGGAAGAUGUGUCUAUCUUAUCUGAUGAAGGAGUGCAAUUGUUUUUAGCUCACUGUUUGCAAGGAAACGAAAAUGCAUCGCUGAAAAUUAGUUUGUUAAACAAUUCUCAUACAACCAAUGAAUUGGCGUUGAUGGCUGUGUGCGUUUCAUGCAACGGAGAAACGAAAACACUGUUCAUAUCUUCCGAUAUAACCUAUGAAACGUUAUUGAAUGAGUUAUUCCAAAAAUUUAGUAAUUACAUGCUCACGUUAAGUCCAUCAAGCUGUAAAGUCCAAUACUAUGAUCAAACUUUGGAAGAAGAGGUGUCCAUCACGUCAACUGAGGGUGUGAAAUUUUUCUUCGAGCAGUAUUUCGACAAUUCUGUUGAAGACAAGUAUAAAUCUCUCCGUGUUGACAUUCUACCCGCAACAAUUCAUCCAUAUGAAAAUAGUAAGCAAGGCCUAAUUGAUAAUGAGGUAAAGCAUGUGAUCACUAAAGAGCAAGAAGAGCCACAUCAAAAUGAUUCGAGACUCGCACCCAAUUCAUUUCUGGUUGAGAACAAAGAGUGUGUUGAAAAUGAUUCAAGAAUUGCCAACACAUCAUUCCAUGUUCCAAAUAGCAAUUUUCAAGCAAUGAACGAAGCAUCAAUGUCAAAUAAUGAUAUUUCAGAAACAGCACAAGAAGAGAAGAAAUUUGAACAAGUAUUGAAUGAAAACUAUGGUUCAUUGCAAUUUAUUGCAACAGGUGGAUUUGGACAAGUUUAUAAAGGAAUUAACAAAAAGAAUGGAAGACAAGUUGCAGUGAAAGUGAUGAAAACGAGUGAUUGGGAAGAUGCGAACAAAGUGAUCAAAGAAUUUCAAAGAAUGGCUCAAUUAGAACAUGAGAAUAUUGUCAAGACAUUCAAAUCAUAUUUUGCAGGAGGAAUGAAAUCAAUUGUGAUUGAAAUGGAAUUGAUGAUUGGAAGUUUAUAUGAAUUAAUCAUUUCAAAGAAAGUUGUAUUGAAUGAAAAGAUGGUUUUGAAAAUAUUGAAAGAGAGUUGUCAAGCAUUGGAGUGGAUUCAAUCUCGUCACAAUAUUGUUCAUCGAGAUAUUAAACCACAUAAUAUUUUGAUAAGAAGAUUGGAUUUACAAAAAGAAGAGAUUGAAAUUGGACUUUGUGAUUUUGGAAUGGCGAGAAGUAUUGAAUCUGUGAAUAAUACAACACUUGGAGGAACAAAUCUUUAUUUCUCUCCUGAAGUUAUGGAUGAAUGGAAUGGAGGAUCCAAUCAUGAAGAAGUAUUUUCAUUUUCAAGUGAUGUAUUUGCAUUGGGAGUGAGCAUUUAUCAAUUAAUGACAUUUGAUAUGAGUACUACAUGGUCCACUCUUUCAACACAAUCAACUUAUGAAAAUAUUCAGAAAACCAUUCAUUCAAAUUUAAAAUCAAACUCAUUUACAGAUUUUAUUGUGGAAUUACUCAUUGAAAUGUUGAAAUCAAAACCAACAGAUCGAAUCACAACCUCUCAAAUAUUGAAUAGAAUAGCUCUCUAUCAACAAUAUCAAACAGAACAAAUAGAAGACACUUGUGCUGUUUCUAGCCGUAAACCCCUUCCGAAUAAUAAUCAACAAACAUCAGUACUCGAUCCGAAAAAAUCUCUUUCGAAUCGCAAAGAUGAAAUCAGUUCGUCGACAAAACAACAAGAAACAACACCUUCGUCAACACCAAAAGAAGCAACGUCAAGAGAAAAUGCGUUCUCUCAAUGGAUGCUUGGCACAAUGCAUCGUACAGGGAACGGUAUGAAACAAGAUAAAGCUGCUGCUCAUACAUGGUUAGAAAGAGCAGCCAAUAAUGGAUUUCUUGAAGCUCAGUAUGAUUUGGCCCAAAUGAUAGAAAACAAUGAAGUACAUGUAGAAGGUAACGCACGUGAAAAAAUAUUUAAAUGGUACGACAAAGCAGCAACGGCUGGUCAUGCCAAAGCUCAAUGUGCUCUUGGAAAGAGAUAUUACUUAGGAUGGGAUGGUGUACAAGACCACGUUAAGGCUCGUGAAUUGUUUCUCUUGUCAGCUCAACAAGGGUAUGCCGAAGCAAAUUACCAACUUGGUAUGAUGUAUAUAUUUAACGCAGACUGGAAAGGUGCAAUUCCAUGGUUGGAAAAAGCUGCAGAACAAUCGCAUCUAGAGGCCAUGGAUUAUCUUGGACGUGCCUAUUAUAAUAUACUUGAUUUUGACAAAGCACUCAUGUGGUACAAGAAAAGUGCAGAUAAUGGAUGUGUAAAUUCGCAAUACCAUGUUGGAGCACUUUAUCUAUAUCUACGCCAACCUUCAAAAGGAUUAGAAUAUUUAGAAAUGGCAGCAGAAAAUGGGCACAUGGAAGCAAAAACCAAUAUUGCAAUCUAUUUCAAAAAUGCACAUGAAUAUGGCAAAGCCAUAAAGUGGUACGAGAGGGUAGCCAAUGAAGGUAGUUCAUUAUUCCAACUCGAAUUAGGGUCAAUAUAUGAAAAUGGUAGCUGUGGACAACUUAGCGACGAGUCAAAGGCAUUGGAUUGGUAUAUGAAAUGUAGCUCCAAUAAUGAUCAAUAUGGUAAAUUGGCAUGCUAUAGAAUUGGAGAAAUAUAUAGAUGUGGUAAAGGUAGUGUGAACAAAAACAUAGCCAAAGCAAUUGAAUUCUAUGAAAAGGCUUCUUCAACAUUCGAAGGAUUACUUCGACUUGGAUUGAUCUAUCAACUGGGGGAAGAAGUUCAACAAGACGUUAACAAAGCUUUGAAUUAUUUUGAAAGAGCAGCUAAAGCUGGAAGUAAUGUUGCACAGUAUCAUUUAGGGAAAAUUUACCUUGAAGGAAAGAUUGUUACAAAAAAUAUUUCAAAGGCCCUAAAUUGGUUGCAUAUGGCAGCCAAUGACCAAACGGUAAACUUUGGUACUCCACCAAGUAACCAUCACGCACAAUUUAUGUUAGGCCUAAUUUAUGAAACAGGAAUAUUUGUUACUAGAGAUUUAGACAUAGCUACCGCUUGGUACGAGAAAGCCAUGAAGGGCGGGAAUAGAGUAGCUCGGUUUCAUUUACAUCUCCUCUAUUCUUACAAUCAACAAUACAAAAACGCAGAGAAUAUUGAAAACAAUUAUGGUGGAUAUGGCGAUCUUAAUAAUCUCAGUCCUAGCGAAAGCGAUAUUUUUCAUUGCUUAAAAGACCAAUCCACAGAAAAGACAUACUUUACGUAUUCAAAAUCAAUGGAAUGGUAUGAACAAUUAUCUCAAAACGGAGAUGGUUUUGCACAAAAUAAUCUCGGUUAUAUUUAUUGGAAAAUUGAAAAUAAUAUGCAAAAAGCGUUGGAAUAUUUUGACAAGUCUGCCAACAAUGGAAAUGGUGAUGCUCAAUUACAAAUUGGCUGUUUCUAUAACAUUGGUUUGGGAGUUGAGGUUGAUUACGACAAAGCAGCCGAAUAUUUUGAAAAAUCCGCCAACCAAGGAAAUGAAUAUGCAUUGUUUCUACUUGCAUGUCUUUACAAGAACAACGAUAGAGAAAAAGCGGCAGAGUAUUGCGAAAGGUCAGCAAAAAAAGGAUGCAAGAAUGCCAUUUCCAUGCUAGCAACUUUGAAAGCUGCUCAACAAUAA
Naegleria lovaniensis is the source of this 6813-nucleotide messenger RNA. RefSeq lists its product as uncharacterized. The transcript is spliced from 4 exons. The coding region runs from base 1 to 6813 and encodes 2270 amino acids. Gene Ontology annotation, molecular function: protein kinase activity; ATP binding; protein binding. The record is from RefSeq and is a predicted model, not a curated record. NCBI's taxonomy places the organism in Eukaryota, Heterolobosea, Eutetramitea, Acrasida, Naegleriidae. Gene Ontology annotation, biological process: protein phosphorylation.